AUGGAUAAUAAUUAUAAUAAAUAUAGUUCAGGACAAUCAAAAAUAAUUUCAGACUUUGAUAAGAUUCAAGAUAUAUUUGAAAUUGUUUUAAAAAAUCAUGUCAAUAACCAAAGUACCCAGGAUAAUAAUAAUAUAAGAAUUUUAGAUAUUGGUUGUUCACAUGGUAAAAAUUCAAUAAUUGUCUUAAAACCAUUAAUUGAACAAUUAGAAAUAAAUGGAAGCCAAAUGAAAAAAUUAUUAAAUGUAUUGCAUCAUCGUUAUAAUGAAUUAAAAGUUGGUGGUAUUUUUUCAUUUAAUCUUUUCAUUCAAGAAGAUCAAGGUAGUGAAAAUGAAGAAAAAAGUAAAUCAAUGAAAAAUUGUACGAAAAAAAUUAAAGAAAUUCUUAGAGAAAUGAGUUAUGAAUCAAUUUUAUCAAGAGAAGAAGUUGAAAAUAUGAUUGUUCCAGCCAUAAUUUUUACUAGAAAUGAAUAUCAAUAUGCAAUUGAUAAAUCAACUAAUAAUACAGGUCUAAAAUUAAUUUAUGAAAGUAGAAUAACAAGCAAUUGGUAUUAUUGUUAUCAAGAUGAUGAAUCUUAUAUUAGCUCAAUCAUUGCAUUUAUUGGUAAUUUCAUUAAAAACGCAAUUAAUGGAGAUAAGAAUAGAGUUGAUUCAAUAUUCAAUGAUUUUGAACAACGUCUACAUUUAAAAUAUAAAUCAAAUCCAAAAGAUUUCCAAUUUCAUGUUAGUAGUUUAUAUUUAUCAUUUUUAAAAGAAAAUUGA
This is a messenger RNA of Dictyostelium discoideum AX4, 759 nucleotides long. RefSeq lists its product as hypothetical. The record is from RefSeq and is a predicted model, not a curated record. The transcript is spliced from 2 exons. Bases 1 to 759 code for a protein of 252 amino acids. Lineage: Eukaryota; Evosea; Eumycetozoa; Dictyosteliales; Dictyosteliaceae.